Messenger RNA from Acanthopagrus latus (yellowfin seabream), 3217 nucleotides. RefSeq names its product retinoic acid receptor, alpha b (gene rarab). The record is from RefSeq and is a predicted model, not a curated record. The coding region runs from base 801 to 2225 and encodes 474 amino acids. Gene Ontology annotation, molecular function: RNA polymerase II cis-regulatory region sequence-specific DNA binding; zinc ion binding; nuclear glucocorticoid receptor binding. The transcript has 11 exons. Gene Ontology annotation, biological process: cellular response to corticotropin-releasing hormone stimulus; retinoic acid receptor signaling pathway; regulation of transcription by RNA polymerase II. NCBI's taxonomy places the organism in Eukaryota, Metazoa, Chordata, Actinopteri, Spariformes, Sparidae. Gene Ontology annotation, cellular component: nucleus; transcription regulator complex.
CCAGGGCUCGGGCCGGAGAAGGGACUGCUGUCUGGUGUAGGAACACUCCAGCGACCGUUCGGAGGAUCCCUGGUGACCGGCAGGUACUGGAGCGGAUCCAGCCACUGGAGCAAUGAGGUUGGAGCCUGGAUGAAAAAUUCUAUGUUUUGCCGCUCUAAUAAACAUUUCAAACCAUAAAGUUUGGCCCACCUUGAGUUGAGACGUGACCAAGGGCAAAACACAACUGAGAUGGACGAAGAUGCCACAAGCGAAGACAACAUGGCUACACAAGCUAGUCCAAGCUCGGAGUUACCUGCUGAUCUAUCGAGGAGGAUCAAGGCUAUAGAAACAACAUGCACUUCUAGCUGAGAAUGAGAGGCUGAAAAACAAAGUGGAGGACUUAGAAAAUCGUUCCUGUAGGUCCAAUCUGCAAGUUGUCAGUAUCCCGCAGCAUCUGGAGGGGAAGGACACAGUUAAGUACAUGACCGAAUUUUUUGAGGAAGUCCUGGGUAAAGAAUUCUUCAUGCAUCCCCUCAUUAUCUCCUGCGCUCACCGAGUAGGACCCAAGCCGACUACUGACUCCGGCGCUAGCUCCAAAUGGCAGAGGACAUUCUUUGUUCUCUUACACACCUUCCAAAACAAACACUGCAUAAUAACGAGGAAAUGAGAGCAGCUGUUCUUCAGGGGACAUAUGGUAUUUUUCCAUGAGAAUGUCAAUGCAGAACUCAGCAAGAAACGAGCUGCCUUUAAAGUAGUAAAAUCCUUCCUGGACAAGAGGAACGUCAGGUUUGGUCUUAUCUAUCCUGCAUGUCUCCGCGUACAUGAUGGACAGGCGCUGUUCUUCUAGAGUUUGGAGAAGGCCAGGGAGUUUUACAAUCUUCACUGGGGAGACCAUAGAGACUGAAAGCACAAGUUCAGGAGAGGACCUGCUGAUUGCCAGCCCCCCCUCACCUCCUCCUCCUCCACCUCGCAUCUACAAGCCCUGCUUUGUAUGUCAGGACAAAUCCUCAGGAUACCACUAUGGAAUCAGUGCCUGCGAGGGUUGCAAGGGUUUCUUUCGGAGGAGCAUCCAGAAGAAUAUGGUGUACACGUGUCACAGAGACAAAGUCUGUGUCAUUAACAAGGUAACAAGGAACCGGUGUCAGUCCUGCCGACUGCAGAAAUGCCUCGAUGUUGGCAUGUCCAAGGAGUUGGUGCGAAAUGACAGAAUGAAGAAGAAGAAGGAAGAGAAGAGGCAGGGGGAGGCAGAGGUCUACGUCCUAUCAGCAGAAACAGAGCAGAUGAUCGAGCAAGUUCGCCGGGCCCAUCAGGACACAUUUCCUUCCCUCUGUCAGCUUGGAAAGUACACCACGAGCAACAGCUCUGAGCAGCGUGUCGCUCUGGAUGUCAGUCUUUGGGACAAGUUCAGUGAAUUGUCCACUAAAUGCAUCAUUAAGACAGUGGAGUUCGCCAAGCAGCUGCCUGGCUUCACAACGUUAACCAUUGCUGAUCAGAUCACCCUGCUCAAAGCGGCCUGCCUCGAUAUACUGAUUCUAAGGAUCUGCACUCGGUACACACCAGAUCAGGACACCAUGACCUUCUCCGAUGGUUUGACUUUGAACCGCACACAGAUGCACAAUGCUGGGUUUGGACCUCUCACAGACCUGGUGUUCUCCUUCGCCAACCAGCUGCUCCCACUGGCGAUGGAUGAUGCAGAGACAGGAUUGCUUAGUGCCAUCUGUCUGCUCUGUGGAGACCGUCAGGAUCUGGAGGAAUCAGAGAAGGUGGAUGUCCUACAGGAGCCAAUUGUUGAAGCCUUGAAGAUCUAUGUGAGGAGGAGGAGACCCAAUAAACCCUGUAUGUUCCCCAAGAUACUGAUGAAGAUUACUGACCUCAGGAGCAUCAGUGUGAAGGGAGCAGAGAGAGUGAUCACACUGAAGAUGGAGAUACCUGGCUCCAUGCCUCCUCUCAUCCAGGAAAUGCUGGAGAACUCAGAGGGACUGGAGGGGCAUGGACCUGUCGGAGGGAUAGGAGGAGGAGGUGGAGGAGGAGAAGGUAGAGGAGGGGGCAGAGAAGAGACUGAUACAGAGCUCAGGAGCUGCCAUCCGAGUCUGUCGCCCAAACCAGUUCCCUCUCCCAGCUGGAGCCCUGUGCCAUGCUCCCCCUCUUCUUCGUCCCCCUCUACUUCAGAUUUUACACUCAACACCUCUGCAUUACCCCAGAGUACAGCCUGGUGUUGCAAGGACAACAAAAACUUGACCCAAUAACAGAUGAUCUGAGGACAAAAAAUAACAUUAAAUCUCUGGGUUACUGGUGACAUGCUUUGUCCAUCAAUUCAGUUAAACUGUAUGUCAGCCAGCAGGGUGGCAAUGUAUCUUUAUACAAGAGCUGCAGGUGGGUUGGAUGAGGUGGAAUUAAAGCAAUUGAACUAUGCUGUGAGGACCGGUAUGUAUUCAGGAAUGAUGGUUUAAUACAUUGAAUGCAAAAAACACUAUUUACCAUUUUUGUUAUCUUUGUACACUGCCUCAAUGGUAAAAUAUGACUGUGCAAGAACUUGUCAGACUGGAACAGACUAACAAAAGAAGUUAUUUUUCUACAUUUGCAUAUAUACCCCACACAUACCACAUAUACCGCAUGCACAUACAGAGCCCCAGUCUUCUCCUUUUGCUCCCUUCAUGCACUUGUGGAAAAUAAUUAUCUUGACUGAAUUGUCCUUCACUGCAAUCAGAAAUGUUAUCAUGAGUUGGAUACCUUAUAUAGCUUGAAGCAAAUCUAUUUCUUCACGUGUUACUUGGCAUCAUCCUCUGUAAGACACAAAAAUGGUUUGUUUUCAAAUGCAGCUUUCAGCAGCGCAACUGUGACCAACUGUGAAAACAUUUGUCAAAGUGACACAAUGUCUGCCUGUUGGUGGACACAUUCAACCAAAGCUAACUGUGAUACCAGCAGAACAAACACCCCUGGUGACAAACUGCACUGUGGCACUAGAGUUGUUCAGCUCUGCAGAAUCAGAGUUUAAUGAGGGAAAUAUGGAAAUCUCACAUCAGCAAUAACAUGUCUCACAAUGUACAAGCCGUAUUUUAUUUCUAUAGUUUGCACCACUGUCAUAGUGUGUUUACACAGUGACACUGCCUCACUUCAGCAUACCCUGUCAGGUAAAAAUAGUUUUUCAGUGUUGUCAUUUUUAAUGUAUGGUGAGGUAAAACUUGCUGGAAAGUAUUGAAAUACAGGGAGUUUAAUAAAGACAUAUUUCUUUGCUGAA